Messenger RNA from Cladocopium goreaui, 2948 nucleotides. Lineage: Eukaryota; Dinophyceae; Suessiales; Symbiodiniaceae. The record is from the annotation of a GenBank genome assembly.
GACUCUACACGUGUGGCGUUUGGGAUCCAGGAAACGAAGCAAAGAAAAGGGCGAGGGCACACAAGAUGCCCGCAGUGUGCCCCGCCCAUGAAGGCCGCAUGUACUGGGCAGAAGACGGCACAAUGAAGUUGAGAAGCGCCACGCUUGAUGGGCAGGACCUUCGAGAUGUGCCUGUGGCCAAGCUUACGAUCUUUCGACGGAAGAUCUUAGUGAUAGUGAAGACUGAAGUCCAGGAAGCCCCACGAGAUGUUGCUGUGGAUUUCACCCGUCGGAAAGUGUAUUGGACCGCUCUCUGCUGCGGCUUGCGCCGGGCCAAUCUGGACGGUAGCGACGAAGAAAUUGUGGCGAGCGCAGAGUUUGCAAGUGGAGUAGCUAUUCUGAAUGGCUCAGUUUUCUGGGCAGAUUGGAUGCAUGGCCAAAUUUUUCGUCGGGAUAUGGGAAACUCGGGAACUGAGGAGCCCAUUGUGACAGGUCUUGCGUCACCCGUGGAUGUUGCAGUGGAUCCUCAGAACCAGCAGAUUUACUGGUCAGACGUAGGUAUUGCCAGAACACAGCGCGCUUCUCCAGACGGCAGCGACAUACAGGUUCUGAACAUGAGUUGGGCUAUUAUGAAUACCUAUGGUAUGGCUGUAGAUGUGCAGGGUAGGAAGUUAUACAUGGCCGACUUCGAAAAGACAGGGGAGUUGACUGGUAGCAGCUCCGACUACGAAGGCCGAAUCAUCCGCACCAACUUAGAUGGAAGCCAGGCGGAGGUGUUGAUGAACGAGCCGGGCAUGAGCAUGCCGUAUGGCAUCGCCGUGGACUCUGCUGCAGAACAGGUGUAUUGGACAGAUCAAAAGGCUGGACGCAUCCAACGCCUCUCAUUGCGUUGUGCUAGCGGCGUUCUGGAGGUGCCAAGCAGGAUGAAUUCCACCAUGGUGCAGGUGGAACAUGGUGAGGCAGCUCAUGGUAGCUCCAUCGAAGUGCGCUGCCCCACUGGUUACAACGGCACAGUGACUCUGGCAUGCAGAGAUAGUAGCUUUGACUUGAAUCGCGGCAAGUGCGGAAAGCGCUGUCCAGCAGGUGCACAAGAUUUUAAGCCGCCCGGGGAAGACGAUCUCAGCUAUGUCGUGGGAUAUCCUGAAAUGGAUGACCGUGAAGACGUGGUCUCUGAAUGUCCCAGUCCUUUGGUUGGCACCAUGCGUUUCUACUGCCAAGAUGGUGUGGUCCUUGCCCGAGAACGGCAAUGUCGCCAGGCACGGCCUUGUCCCGAAGGGGACUUUUUGCUCGACCAUGCGAAGGUGCAUCACUCGGAAAUCAAUCACGGCUUCAUGGAAGCUAGCACCUGCCCCGAUGGCUUUGAAGGACAAUACUUCUUACAGUGCCAGGAUGGGGAAGUCAUCACAAUGUACAACAGCUCCUGCACAGCUACAUGUGAUUCAGCAGGAAGUUUGUGGGUUGAUGAUGGCGCGGUGGAGGUCUCCCAUGGAAAGAUCAUUGAGGGUGGAAAGCUGAAAGUGGUCUGCCCCGCUGGGUCCGCAGGAGAAGGCGUCUACCUAUCCUGUGAAGAUGGCUACAUCAACGUCACUGAGAGCACAUGCCAACGCUCCUCUUUUUGCCCUGGUGGAUCUGUCUUAGUGUCUAGUGCGGAAAUUCUUCAUGACAACUUGGAUGAUCAGGAACAAGUUAUUGUGCAAUGCCCCGGCGGCUUUUCUGGAUCUAUAGGUCUGACGUGUCAGAAGGGUAUGAUCCUGACUGAGGGUAGUUGUCACAAAGGAUGUGAUCAGACCUUCACCAACAUCUCCGGUUUGCAAAUAGAACUCCCUGGUGAUUUGGAGCAUGAGAUGCAGUGGAAAGUGGAGUGCCCAGAAGGUCAUUCAGGCGAACUACCUUUCAAAUGUUUGGAUGGCAACCUGACUUGUCCUGACUGCAAGUGUCUUCCACGGCUCUCUACGAUGGCUCCAGUGAUGCCUAGGGUGGAGAUUUCUGAGUUGCCAGUGGCUGCCCUAGCUGCAGCUGUGACGGCGGUGAUUUUGUUGCUGUGUUUUGCCGCGGGAUUGCUGUGGCACCGGGCCGUGAGACGCAAAGCCAUGGCCGCUGCAGUGGCAGCUGCAAUGGGCGACAUCCCAACGCAUUCGGUGCUGCCGAAGUCUGGCACCCGCUCUGGCCGCUCAGGGCAUUCGGUUUCACAUUCGACUUCUGCAGCGUCCAGUGGGUCAAAGCCGAAAGAUGAGGCAUCCUUCGAACUGGUAGUUGAUUUGCCGAUGGCACUUCCACUCUACUGGGCUACGAAUCAUGGCAUUCACAUUUUUCCGGACCCGAAUCGAAUUGGAGAAGUGCAGAAUCUGAUGACCGAAACGUGGAUGUCACACUAUACCCGAGAUCGCCUUUUGCACUGCGGGGGCAGGGUACCAGUAGGUUGUCGGGUCGCCAAUGUGCUUCGUGUGGAGAAUCACAAGGCCUAUGCCCGCUAUUCCAGCUACAAAGAUGCUUUGCGGAUGAAGCGCUCUCAGCCAUGUAAAAGAUUUACCGUUCGCACCAGUGGGAAAAUCAAUCUUCUAGACGAGAGCGUGAAUGAGGCCUACCUCUUCCACGGCACAAAUCCAGAAUCGGCACAGUCCAUCUGCAGAGAUUUCUUUCGAAUGGAUCGCGCUGGUACCUCUUCUGGCACCAUGUUUGGCCCAGGGAUCUAUUUGGCAGAAAACGCCAGCAAGAGCGAUGAAUAUGCAAAAGAAGGCUCUGGAGUUUACGUUGGGCUUUGUGCUGUGCUACUUUGCCGUUGCAGCAUGGGUGAAGUUCUUACAGUUUCCCAAGCAGGGGAUAUGCAAGAAAGGUUGCGAGACGGAGGCUACAACUCAUUGUGUGGUGACCGGUUGGCCGCAGUUGGCACCUACCGGGAGAUGGUCUUUUUCAAUGAGGAGGCUGUGUAUCCUGAGUUCAUUGUAAUCUACACUCGUUCCUUUGAAUAA